AAGUGUGCAUCAGGCUAAUUAUAGGUGAAGGUAUACACAGAAAGAGAACUAGUCAGAUCUUGAAAAUAAAUUAAAUAUCAUAAUAACAGCUGGUCUGAAAAAAAUAUAUCUUCUUGUGCUUAGUACAUUUUUCUAUCCCCAUAGUCCCAAGGACGGAUAAUCUCACUCCUAGAAACCCUAAUAGCAAGUCCCAGAUCACGAUUAAUAUGCUAACUAGCUACGACUAAAACGCGAUGUGAGCUUGUGGUUGUGGCACCUAGCUAGAUUUUCUUUUCGAUCAUAUGCACGGAGAUUAGAGCGGCGAAGUGAACUAUGUCUUCUCUGACAAAAAUCUCAAACCCUACUGAAGAAACUUCCCCUUACCUCGAUGUUUCCCUCGAAGAUUUGGAUGACUUGUGGCCACUCCUUGAUGAUCAGGAGAACCUAGUCGCCACACAACCGGAAUCCAGCAAUAUCGAAACUUACCAAAAUGAUGGAAGUUUUUUGCUGAGUCCCCAUCAUCAAACUGCUAACGCAGACGUCAAUAACAACUCAUGUUUGCUUCCAAGAGAACAUGGCAGCACUCCAGUUCCGACGAUGAACAAUGACCCAAUAGUCGGGCAGCAGCUAGAGGGACAAGAACAAGAUACAGUUCCAUUAACCGGGUCAGGCAUCAUGGCUCAAGGGCUUCUUUACAUCAACACACCAGUGGAAGAUGCACUGUGCAAUGAAGAAAAUGCGGCAUUUGCGAAAAUAUCUCAUGCUGAUCAAAAGGGGAAAGGGAAAGCUGUGGGUGGAAUACAAAUAGAUAGCCCUGAGAGUGCAGAGACGGGGCACCGAUUAAGUCGGAGAACAAGAACAGGAAGGAAGGCAGCCGAUAAGCAGCAUCAACUACAAACAGAUGGCAAAGACGGCUCAACGGUAGAUAAGAAACAAGACCACAACGCGAAGGAAAGAGUGAGGAGGAUGAAGCUCAAUGCCUCAUACUUGGCUCUCGGUGCAUUACUCCCUCAGUCUCGAAGAUCUAAGAAGAGGUGGAGUGCACCGAUGGUCGUUGACAAGAUGGUGGAAUACAUACCCGAGCUGAAGAGAGAGAUCGAAGAAUUAACCUCGGAGAAGGAAAAGAUGUUAGACCAGAAAAGAGAAGUUGUCGACAACAGAAUCUGCCGCACAUCAGAGACAACUUCUGAUAGUACUGACCAGUUAGAGUGUUGCCCUAUUACUGUCUCCGUGCAUGAAGUCAAGAGUGGAGAACUGAUCAUUCAAAUAUGCACGAAGAAGAAGAAGAAUAGGAAGGAAGGUGAGGAAGAUAAUAGUGUGUUUUCUUCGAUGAUGUCGAACUUUGAAGCCAAAGGGCUAUCAAUCUCGAGCGCUUCCACACUUAACGUUGGAGGGGAUCGGAUCUGCUACCACUUGCACGUCCAGAUGAAUGGAAGUUCAGACGGACCUGACUAUACUGCAAUUUUGAAAGAGAACGUAGUUUCUUGGUUAACCGGCCCAAGCUCGUCCUGAGAUUCCAUACAAUACAUAAAUCACAUAAAGGAGCAGCACACACACACAUAUAUGUACAACCUGUAUAUUUAUAUAUAUAUAUAUAUAUAGAGAGAGAGAGAGAGAGUCAGAGGAUAUAUAACUAAGAGGGUUUAUCUCUUAACAUAAUCAAUCCAACCUUCCUUAUUCGAUC
This is a messenger RNA of Punica granatum (pomegranate), 1663 nucleotides long. Lineage: Eukaryota; Viridiplantae; Streptophyta; Magnoliopsida; Myrtales; Lythraceae. The record is from RefSeq and is a predicted model, not a curated record.